This is a messenger RNA of Striga hermonthica, 1377 nucleotides long. NCBI's taxonomy places the organism in Eukaryota, Viridiplantae, Streptophyta, Magnoliopsida, Lamiales, Orobanchaceae. The record is from the annotation of a GenBank genome assembly.
AUGACAGAAAUCCUAACCAAAAACAAGGGAACCGUCUUUUUCCAAACGUCUUGGUUCACCCACACGGACGUCCUCGUGACAAGCGACCCGGCCAACGUCAACCACGUCAUCAACUCCAACUAUUCAUUCUACCAGAGAGGCUCCGAGUUCCGCAAGGCCUUUGAUUUUCUAGGUCAGGCCGCUUUCAUCAAGGACCUCAACGAGUGGAGGGAAGAAAAAAGAUUCACUCACGCUUUCUACAAAGACCAACAGUUCCGCGACUCUACGCCGAGAAUAAUCCUACAAACGAUCGAGGAAGGCCUCCUCCCGGUCCUCAAUCACGCGGCACGGAACAAUCAAAUUGUCGACUUGCAGGCCGUGUUCAAUAGGUACAUGCUGGACGCCACUUGUUUGCUGGCCACCGGGUUCGACUUGGCCUCCCUUCGGGUUGGGUUCCCUGAGUCCCCGCUUCUCGACGCCAUGGACGAUAUUUCGGAGGCCGUCUUUUGCAGGCAUAUUCUGCCAGAGAGGGUUUGGAAGAUCCAGCGGUGGCUCGGGAUCGGGAAAGAGAAGAAAUUCACAAAAGCGUGCCGCGUUUUGAAUCAAAUACUUGAUGGUUACGUGUCCAACAAGUACCAACUUAUGAGGAAGAAGAAUAAUAAUAAUCAAGAAACAGGAGAUUUCGACGUGUUGAAGUUUUAUAUAGCCUAUAAUAAUAAUAACAUUAAGAAAUCCACAGAGGAGAAGGCAUAUUUGGGUUUUAACAUCAUGACUCUUUUCUUUGCCGGGAGGGACACGUCGGCUGCUCUCUUGACCUGGUUUUUCUACCUCAUUUCGGAAAACCCUUUAGUCGAAAGAAGUGUUUUGGACGAAAUAAGGAAAGUCGCUUCUGCAGACAAGUCUGACCAAGACCGAAUUUAUAUUUUCCACAAAGCGGAAGAAUUAGUCAAACUCGUCUACCUCCAUGCCGCGUUGACUGAGUGCCUGAGGCUUUUUCCAACGGCUCCGGUCAUCAUGCGGGACCCGACCCAAGAGGACGUGCUCCCUAGCGGCCACAGAGUCGGGCAGAGGACGAAAGUGAUCCUGUGCACGUACGCAAUGGGGAGAAUGAGUGAAAUAUGGGGAGAGGAUUGGGCCGAGUUUCGUCCAGAGAGGUGGAUCGACGAGAGAGGAGAGCUCAAACGAGUUUCCUCUAAUAUGUUUCUUGCCUUCGGGUCGGGCCCGUGGGCAUGUCCGGGGAAGGAAAUGGGUUUUACUCGGAUGAAAGGAGUUGUAGCUACCAUUAUGCAUAAUUAUCGUGUUGGGGUUGUGGAAGGGCAGACCAUUAGCCUAAGUGCUUCUGCCUUGCUCACUAUGAAGCAUGGUUUGAAAGCAGCGGUUACCAAACGAUGUGUGUGA